ACAAAUUUCAAAGAUUAUGUUCAUGCCGGAAACAGAAGAUAUGUUACCUAGAGCCGCUCCAAGGCCAGCUGCGGCAGUGCCAAUGGGACAUAACGAGGAAAUAGUGAAACCUACAGUUCCCGAAGUAUCAAUAUUAUUUGGUCAAGCCCCACAACAGCAACAACAACAGCAGCUGCGACCUCAACAACAACAGGAGACUACAACCACUUUUGCAUCCUGGAAGAAACAAUUGUUGCCAAGGGUCAACUUUUCUCCAGUGCUGGCAACUGAACUGGGUCCAGCCUCACCGCCUGUUCCAUCUACUGCUCCUGUUUGCAACGAUUACAAUAAUUAUUUAUCGCGUUCGCGCGGUAUUGAAGUUGAUCGCUCAACGCCCACUGUUAAUUCAAAUCUGUGUUACGCAGUAAAUGUGCCGCACCCGUUCACACGAGAAACCUUCCCCUCCACUCCUCAAAACCAUUGCCCCCCACACUAUGUUCAAGGCCAAUCCCCAGCCAUCGCAACGGAUGUACUUACUAUUUGUGCUGGUACCCAAACAGAACCGGAAUCUGUCGCAUCUCGUCGAGAUUCGCUGUCAGCAAUAGCACCCGAGUUAGGGCACUUGGCUAACAAGAGUGAUUUGAGGGAGUUGCUAGUUCAGCUGGACCUGAUGCGCCAGGAGCAGCAGCAUUUGAGGCGACUAUGCGAAUCGUUGGUGCAGCAACAGCAACAGCAACAAUGUGUGCCGAAAACAUUUAUGGAGACUUCAACGCAGUGCGACAUUUUAAAUGUGAAAAGUAAUGCGAUGGUGAAGCGCAUAACGCCUGUAGUGCAUGACUACAUAGUAGAGGAGGAUGAGCGUUCAACGCCAUAUGAAGGGCUCCCUAGAGCCGCUGCUCCGCCAUUUCAAUCGCCACGCGCUGUGCCGCCAAUGGCCCAGUCAACGGGAUACCGCCCAAACACUCCACAACCAAAGCAGUCACCGGCAGCGAAUAAUCCCUUGAUGAAUGCCGUUCUACAAAAACCCAAUACCGAAAAGAGUUUGGUGAUGAAUGAGUUGGCCCGCAAGUAUCUGCCUCAAAGGCAAAUCACCGAACUGAUGGACGAAUUGCGUCUGUCACCAACAACAACACCCACCAAUGGUGUCGUUAACAACGCUAACGCUAGCGCGGGCAUUGACACAACGCCACUGCGCCGCAUUGACAACUUUCAUCAGAGUCCCAGUAAUAUUUCUAAUGCAUCCUACGUAUAUCUCAAGAAAUAUCGCUUGUUGCCUGAGCAACGAAUGUCCAAUGAUCAGGUUAAGUUGCACAAUCCAGAAUCACCAGUGGCACCAACUCCACAGAGUAAUCAACCAAUGCUCGACCUGGAUAACAUACGUAAUCAGCCAAAGCUAAUUUAGGAAUAAAGAUUUCAUUAAUAUCUUA
Molecule: messenger RNA, 1406 nt
Organism: Drosophila sulfurigaster albostrigata
Lineage: Eukaryota; Metazoa; Arthropoda; Insecta; Diptera; Drosophilidae
Gene: ana2
Exons: 2
Coding region: 17-1381 (454 amino acids)
Source: RefSeq, a predicted model, not a curated record